Hemibagrus wyckioides is the source of this 1583-nucleotide messenger RNA. It is a transcript of the gene cwc25, whose product is annotated as CWC25 spliceosome associated protein homolog. NCBI's taxonomy places the organism in Eukaryota, Metazoa, Chordata, Actinopteri, Siluriformes, Bagridae. Gene Ontology annotation, cellular component: U2-type spliceosomal complex. Gene Ontology annotation, biological process: mRNA splicing, via spliceosome. The transcript has 9 exons. The record is from RefSeq and is a predicted model, not a curated record. Bases 140 to 1303 code for a protein of 387 amino acids.
GGGCAUGCGCAUUACAACCGGAAGUAGCUUCGUUUUCACGACCAAAACAGACAUGGUGUCCGUGUGAGGGAGAAAAAACAUUAACGCUUGAGUGAAUUCCUAGGUAUUAGAUAAAUAUUUCCUUGACAUCUUCAUCAACAUGGGAGGCGGCGAUCUUAACUUGAAGAAAAGCUGGCAUCCCCAGACGCUGAAGAACAUCGAGCGUGUGUGGAAAGCCGAGCAGAAGCACGAAGCCGAAAGGAAGAAGAUCGAGGAGUUGCAGAAGGAGCUGAAAGAGGAGCGAGCUCGAGAGGAAAUCACCAGAUAUGCGCAGGAAACCGGCGCUGUUAAGAAGAAAGAUGAGCGCCUGGACUGGAUGUAUCAGGGCCCCGGGGGUCAGAUCUCCCGUGAUGAGUACCUCCUGGGCCGUCCCAUCGAUAAGCAGAUCACACAGCAGUACGAGGAACCCGAGAGCGGCCCGUCCGCUGAAACUGGCCUCCUACCUGGUUCUAUCUUCAGCUCCAACACCUCCAUGUCCACCAUGGACAUGGCCUGUAAGAUAAGAGAAGAUCCGCUGUUUGAGAUCCGUAAACGUGAGGAGGAAAAAAAGAGAAACGUUCUCACGAAUCCCGUUAAAAUGAAAGAGAUCCGCAAAAUGCUACGUGAAAAUUUAGAAAAAGACAAAAAGAAGAAAAGGAAGAAGGAAAAGAGAGACGAAAAAGAAAGGAGGAAGGACAAGAAACACAAGCGGAGGAGUUCCAGCUCUGAUGAGGAAGACAGAAAGCGCAGGUCAAAAGAAGAAAACGGAUUCUCAAAGUCUCAUUCACAUUCUCAUAAGUCCGGUUACGGACUGCAGUUACCAGCAGGCCGGUCGUCAGAGUCGACACACAGGAGGGACCGGAGUCGCUCUCCGCUGGGUUCCAGAGAGGAAAAGAGGAAUCGUUCACCUCACGAUUCAGACAGGAAGCACAAACUUAAAGCGCCGAGUCCGAGCAGACCCAGAGAUCGCUAUCACAGACCACAGAGCACCAACUACAGCAAGCGUCUCACAGCUGAAGAGCUGGAGAAGAAAAGGAAAGAGAUGAUGGACUUCGCUCACGAGAGAGAGGAGGAGAGAGAGAGCAACGUGAAGAGAUACAAACGACAAGACGAGCAGGAGAAGGAACGAGAAAGCAAGAACAAACAAAACGGCCAGGCCACGUUCAUACAUAACAUGAAGCUGGAGAGUGCUGCCACCUCGUCCGUGGAGGAUCGAGUGAAGAGGAACAUCCACUCCAUUCAGAGGACCUCCGCCUCUCUGGAGAAGAACUUCAUGAGGAGAUGAAGAGCAGCAGAAGAAAAGCACGGUUUUGUUUUCACACUUGUGUUCACCAGCAGUCACAUUUCCCAACAUGCUCAAAUCUGAAACUUGUACAGAUAAUGAUGUCAUUAAAAUCCUUUAAAUUAUGUGUAUACUGUGCUUAGUGGUCCAUUUGUACAGGAAAAAAAAAAUAGGUUUCUUUUUGUCAUGGAUUGUAUUUUGACCAGUUUUUUUUAUUUUUAUUUUAAUCAAUUAUUUCUGUGAAUUUUUGUAUGUUUAAAGACAUUAAAAAACAAACCAUGGA